Messenger RNA from Hydatigera taeniaeformis, 219 nucleotides. The record is from the annotation of a GenBank genome assembly. Lineage: Eukaryota; Metazoa; Platyhelminthes; Cestoda; Cyclophyllidea; Taeniidae.
AUGGCGCGGCGUUAUUCGCAUAAUUCUCAGAGAGGGAAUGUUAGUCGCUUUGUUGGUAAGGGUGAAAGGUACGCAGAGGCGUCAUAUCGGUUUCCGCCAAAAGCUGCUGCUCUUCCGCCCCCUCCACCUGACUGGAUUUUCGUGAACAAUGAGGAUGAGGAUUCUCGGUUGCAAAAGGAGUUGGUGCUACUUCGUGAAAUGCUGAAAAUGUCAACCUAG